AUGGGAGAAGACGAAAAGGUUGCAGAGUAUGUGUCGAAGGUGCAGAAACUCGUCCAUCUCAUGAAGGGUUGUGGUGAAAUCCUAACUGAUAAGAUGAUAGUUGAGAAGUUGCAGAUAACCAUGUCGAAUCCAAGAUCUAGUUCCUCGAUUCAGGCUGCUCGAAUCACAUUAUUAGUCAAAAGGUUCCCUACCAAGAAGUUGAAGAAAAAGGUUCCUGAAAAAGUGUGGAGUGGAAAACGACCAUCAGUGAGUCAUCUGAAGAUGUUUGGCUCUAUGUGUUACAAGCAUGUUCCUGAUUUAAGAAUAAGGGAGCUUGAUGACAAGAGUGAACCUAUGAUUCUGGUAGGAUAUCAUAAGACUAGUGCAUACAGGCUACUGAAUCUAGAUAAUGCAAAAAUUAUGUUGUGUCGCGAUAUUGUGGUUGUUGAAAAUUCUGCUUGGGAUUGGAAUUUGAGUAAUUCAAUCAACAAGUCAUUCAUGAGCUCUGACUUUGAAGAAGCAACUGCUGAAUUCGAAGUUAGUGCAAUUUUUGAUACUCCAGUCGAAGUCGAAGCAGUUUCCAACAUUCUUGAUACAGCCAAAGUCGAAGAAGGUGUGGCUGCUACAAGCCAACGACCUCAAAGAACUCGAAUUCUUCCAGCAAGACUUCAAGACUAUGAAGUAGAUGGUGAUGAUGAAGUUACACCAGAUGGAGAAAUAGUUCAUUUUGCUUAA
Molecule: messenger RNA, 714 nt
Organism: Vicia villosa (hairy vetch)
Lineage: Eukaryota; Viridiplantae; Streptophyta; Magnoliopsida; Fabales; Fabaceae
Exons: 3
Coding region: 1-714 (237 amino acids)
Source: RefSeq, a predicted model, not a curated record